Alternaria alternata is the source of this 1172-nucleotide messenger RNA. RefSeq lists its product as hypothetical. The coding region runs from base 444 to 920 and encodes 158 amino acids. Lineage: Eukaryota; Fungi; Ascomycota; Dothideomycetes; Pleosporales; Pleosporaceae. The record is from RefSeq and is a predicted model, not a curated record. The transcript has 2 exons.
CGUGUCUGUUACUUGUACCUGGCCAACUUGUCUCUUUUAGUUGUCUUGCUUCAACUCGUAUCCAAAUAUAGCGCGAUACGAUAAGGCCAUACCAAGCUUCGACCCCGGCCAGCUGCCGCGUUCCUGCCCCACUUGAACCGCUGGACCCUGGAUCACGGCCUGGCAAACGUCAUCGCAGUCACGACAGCUUACGCGCUCGCGGGCCUUUGUUUGGCCGUGAGGCUGCGACGGCCACCCGCCUCAGCCUUGGGCUGUACCCAUAGCAGCUGUGCCUCCUACGUCUCUACCGUCUUCCUCUCACGCGUCAUUCACCCCCGCCACCUUCCAGGCUGAACGCUGAGAGCUGCGCAUGUCCCUGCAGAACCCGUAACAACACCUUUUACACCACGAAUAACGGUCUAGCACUCGAUCACUCCGUACUCACCAUGUCAAAUCCGCCCACCAUGUCUCCACCCAUUCUCACCGCGACCGGCUUCUCACCUCCUCCGCCGGGCGCCGACCCCAUCUCGCCCAUCUCACGAAGCGGCACCUUCCCUCACAAGACUAGCCCAGCAGUCGUCACACAAACGCCGCUCAUCGACACGAACACACCUGCGAUAAAUGACGCGCCCGUCGAGUUGGACGGAGGCGAAGUGACCCCGGAGGAACUGAGGAGACGAACGACAGAGGAGGCAAGUGGAGUCAGGGGCUCUAUGCGGUCACCGGAUGAAGAGGGCAUCGAUGCCGAAUUUCUCGGCGAGGGAGAAAAUCUGGGCAGGGAUGCUAGGGAGAAACGCGCAGCCAUGCUAGCCUCGCGCUCGAAAGAUCCAAGCGUCAUAGUUGAUGUACCGAAAGAGCCUACGGCUGAGGAGGUCGAAGCUGCGAGGAAGGCAGAUGCGUUGCUGCCCCCAGGCAUGAGGGGGAAGAUACCCGAGGCUUAAGGAGGAGCUUUUGUAUGUGGUGCGCGUUAUCGUGUACACGAUGCAGGGAGGGAUGUAUUAUGUAUGACGACGUGCUGGGAGUACGGGCGACGAUAGAUGGGAUUUGCCUGAACGAUAUGACAUCUAGAUUCAAACUCAUAACUGCACCUAGAGUGAAGAGCUGCUAGAUUCCAUUAGUCUUACCCACAUUUCGUUAGGCCUUCGCGCUCGAUAUUCCUGUCGGACACACCAUGACGCACCGUUGCAGCCGCU